GGUACGGAAUACUAAUAAUUAAUACCCACGCGCGGCAUCACACCCGCAAGGUGUACCGUUGUUUUAGCACCCACACUUUUCCGGGUGAAGGGUUUGCGAGCCACGGAAGGACGAGAAAGGACCCUUCCUUCUGGUUCGGUGGUUCCCAAUGGAACAGCGCUCUAUCUAGGGGGCGGUGGCCUCCGUUUCCUCCGGAAGGAGAGAGGAAGAAGAACCUGCCGUCCGAGGCGUAGUUUGUUGUCUCGGGAGCGUCGGCAGGGAUGGGCCGCAGCGGGGAGCUGAGCGACUUCCAGCGGGGCACCGUGGUUGGAUGCCACAUGUGCAAAAAGUCCCUCCGUCAGAUCGCCACCCUGCUCAAACUGCCGCGGUCCACCGUCAACAACGUCAUCGUGCAAUGGAAGCGGGAGGGCAGGACGUGCCCGCUGCCCCGCUGCGGCCGGCCGCACAAGCUCAAGGAGGAGCACCGGCAGGUUCUGGAGCGGAUGGCCCAGGAGCAGACCUUCCCGUCCCUGCAGGCGCUCGCCGCCGAGUUCCGGCGGGCGUCCGGGGCCAACGUCAGCGCGGCCACCGUCAGCAGGGAGCUUCGGGAGAUGGGCCUCAGCCGGCGGUCGUCCUCCGAAAGCAAAACCAAAGAAAGGAAGAAAGCACAGAAGACUGCAGAAGCCUCCAAUGAGGACAGAACCAAGGUGGGCAGCCAGGAGCAAAUGGAUGUGUCCCACCUGGACUUGCGGGUGGGCUGCAUCAUCAGGACCAUGGAGCUCCCCGGAACGGACGGCUUGUACUUGCAGCACGUGGAUGUUGGCGAGGCUCACCCGAGGACGGUGGUCAGCGAGUGCGUUCCCGUCAAUCAGUUACAGAACUGCAUGGCCGUCCUGCUGUGUAAUCUCAAGCCCGCUCAGGUCCGAGGCGUGGCGUCCCAGGCAGUGGUGGUGUGCGUAAGGUCGUCGGGCGGCGUGGAAAUCCUCGCACCUCCGAAUGGAGCGGUACCUGGUGAUAGAGUCACGAUCCAGGGAUUUACAGGUCAACCGGAGAAGGAGCUGGACUCGGCCAAAGGGUGUGAGCCCGUUUGCUCGGACCUCCGCACAGACGGCCAGUGCGUGGCCACCUACAAGGGCGUGCCCCUGGAGGUCGUGGGUAAGGGCGUGUGUCGAGCGCCCACCUUGCGCGACUGCGAGGUCGUCCUGACUAACGGCGGAACGGCAUGAAGGACGGCCGGUGACAUUUUUUUUAAUAAAAUGCGGACAACAUUA
Messenger RNA from Syngnathoides biaculeatus (alligator pipefish), 1250 nucleotides. RefSeq names its product aminoacyl tRNA synthase complex-interacting multifunctional protein 1-like. The coding region runs from base 261 to 1205 and encodes 314 amino acids. Gene Ontology annotation, molecular function: tRNA binding. The transcript is spliced from 4 exons. NCBI's taxonomy places the organism in Eukaryota, Metazoa, Chordata, Actinopteri, Syngnathiformes, Syngnathidae. The record is from RefSeq and is a predicted model, not a curated record.